Dioscorea cayenensis subsp. rotundata (Guinea yam) is the source of this 1449-nucleotide messenger RNA. Its product is annotated as DEAD-box ATP-dependent RNA helicase 36-like. Lineage: Eukaryota; Viridiplantae; Streptophyta; Magnoliopsida; Dioscoreales; Dioscoreaceae. Bases 94 to 1449 code for a protein of 451 amino acids. Gene Ontology annotation, molecular function: RNA helicase activity; nucleic acid binding; ATP binding. The transcript is spliced from 6 exons. The record is from RefSeq and is a predicted model, not a curated record.
UCUUUGUCUUCCACGGUUCCACCUUCAAAAUCUCACAAACCCUAACCCUAACCCUAACCCUAACCCUAACCAAAAGUCUCCGAGCAUCCAUCAAUGGAGGCUGAUCCGCAAAACUCCGACGAGAGACCCUUCCGCCUUUUCUCCUCCAAAUCUAGACCUCCUCCCCAAUCCUCUUCCCGCCGCUCCCCUCUCUCCAACCCAACUUCCAUCUCUGACCAUGCCGGAGGGACGGCCACCAUCGCCUUCUCCGACCUUGGUCUUUCCCAGUGGGCCACCUCAACAUGCCGCGAGCUCGGCAUGCGUUGCCCCACCGAUGUCCAGCGCUGCUGCAUCCCCAGGAUUCUCUCCGGCUCCAAUGUCACUGCCGUUGCCCUUACCGGCAGCGGCAAGACAGCAGCCUUCGCCCUCCCUAUUCUCCACCGCCUCGCGGAGGAUCCUUUUGGUGUAUAUGCCCUUGUACUCACCCCGACCCGUGAGCUCGCCUUUCAGCUCGCGGAGCAGUUCCGCGCGCUUGGCUCUUCUCUCAAUGUGCGAUGCACUGUUGUUGUGGGGGGCAUGGACAUGACUGGCCAGGCCCGGGCUCUAGCGCAGCGGCCGCAUAUUGUAGUUGCUACUCCUGGGAGGAUCAAUGUUCUUCUUGAAAAUGACCCUGAUUUGCCUGCUGUGUUCUCCAAAGUCAAGUUUUUAGUUUUGGAUGAAGCGGAUAGGGUUUUAGAUGUUGGUUUCGCAGAGGAACUCAAAGUUAUUUAUCGAUGUUUACCUCGAGAUAGACAAACUCUUCUAUUUUCUGCGACUCUGACAGAUGACAUGGAAGCUCUUAAUGAGAUUUCUGGAGAUAGAUCUUACUUCUAUCGUGGAUACAAGGGAUUUAAUACGGUUGAUUCCCUAAACCAGCAUUACAUAGUGACACCUAAAAAUGUGAAGGAGGUUUAUCUUGCAUACCUUUUGUCAAAAAUGAAGGAGAAGAGCAUCCGCUCAUCAAUUAUAUUUGUAUCUACAUGCAGAAGUUGCCAUCUUUUGAAUUUGUUAUUGGAAGAGCUUGAGUUCUCUGUAGUGGCUCUGCAUUCUUAUAAAUCUCAAUCAUUAAGGCUUGCUGCAUUGAGUCGAUUUAAAUCUGGUCAAAUUCCUAUCUUGCUUGCUACCGAUGUAGCCAGUAGAGGUUUGGAUAUUCCAACAGUUGAUCUUGUCAUAAACUAUGACAUUCCGAGAUUUCCUCGUGAUUAUGUUCACCGUGUUGGACGAACGGCAAGGGCUGGCCGAGGUGGACUUUCCAUAAGUUUUGUUACUCAGAAUGACGAGCGCCUUGUUAAAGUGAUAGAGGAUGAAAUAAGGAAAAGGAAAGUUCGGAUGCAUAUAAAGGCUUUUGUGUAUGCUACUAGUGAAGUUCAAGAUUCUUUGGCCCUUCUUCCUAAUUCAACUUUCCUUUUUCAGCAAAGAACCUAUAGCUAG